Molecule: messenger RNA, 3368 nt
Organism: Callorhinchus milii (elephant shark)
Lineage: Eukaryota; Metazoa; Chordata; Chondrichthyes; Chimaeriformes; Callorhinchidae
Product: transferrin receptor protein 1
Exons: 19
Coding region: 212-2578 (788 amino acids)
Molecular function (GO): carboxypeptidase activity
Source: RefSeq, a predicted model, not a curated record
GAAUGGCAUCCUAGUCAUAUCUGGAGAUAAAGCUGUAUCAUACAAGCCAGGCAAGGGUGGUUAGAAAGGGUGGCCUGAAAGUACAAUCUGACUGCAGCUCGGCGGCAGUUAACAUAUUAGAAGAACGAGGUGCCCAAUGAAUGGGUUCUUAUAAGCAUCGCAGCUCUUAUUUUUUUUCUCUUGUGAAGGAGCCUGAUCAGUAAAUCCUAAAAUGGACAGUGCGAGAUCAAUUGUUUCGAACUUGUUUGGAAAUGAGCCAAGAUCGUACACCCGCUUCAGCCUAGCCCGUCAGAUAGAUGGUGACGGCAGCCGAGUAGAGAUGAAACUCGCUGGAAACGAGAACGAUGAGGAGGUCGGGGAGGUAAUGGCGGACGGGAUGGAUACUCGCAUAGAGAAACCUCAAAACAAUGUGAAAAACCUCUGCCGUUUAAUAACUGCGAUAUUACUCAUCUUUCUGAUAGGAUUCCUUGUGGGUUACCUGGCAUUCAGAGGACGAAUGCAGAAAGGAAGCCCCAUUAACCCAACGAUACCUCCACUGAGCAGUGAAGCUCUAUCCAAGUCCUCUACAGGCUCCAGUACUGAAGCUCCAGACGAUUAUCAGGAUAAUGAAGAGGACUCAAACUUGUACUUUCCCGAUAUUAAGAAAAUGCUGCAAGAGAAUCUGAAAUCAUCAAAACUGGUGGAUGAAAUUUGGAAAGUCUCUAAUAUGAACAACCAUGAGACUGGAACAGAUGGAGAUCAUCAACUUGCCCAUUACAUCCUUACAAAUCUAACUGAUUAUCUUGGUGAGACAAACGUAUGGUCCGAUAGUCACUACGUGAAUCUACAGGUCAGCGGAACCCCCAAUAAAAUCAAGAUAGCUUCCAAUGUAAGUCAACAGGAGAUAUCUCAGGAAUCCAAGAACUCUCCGGUAUACUGUGCAUACAGUGAAACUGGGGCUUUCAAGGGAAAAUUGGUAUAUGCCAAUUAUGGAACUAAAGCUGACUUUGAAGACUUGACAAAGAUGGUCGUAGGGACGAUCAGUGGCACUAUUGUCAUUGUUCGAGCAGGAAUAAUCAGCUUUGCUGAGAAGGUUUAUAAUGCUGAGAAGAUGAAAGCAGGAGCAGUUCUGAUCUACCCAGAUUUUGAAUAUUUUAGAGACAUAGCCAUAUUUGGGCAUGUUCAUGCUGGUUUGGGUGAUCCAUUCACUCCUGGAUUCCCAUCCUUCAAUCACACACAGUUCCCCCCAACUAAAUCUUCAGGGCUUCCUGGAAUUUUGGCUCAUUCUAUUAGUACCAACACCGCUGCUAAGCUUUUCAGUUCAAUGAGUGGUCCCAGUACUCCAGAUGCCUGGAAGGGUGCAGUUUUUCCAUCCAAAAUUGGACCAGGGCAUGAAAAGAAUGAAAUGGAAGUCAUGUUGGAAGUGAACAACGUUAAUACAGUCAAACAGAUUCACAACGUCUUUGGUGUUAUUAAGGGUAAUGAAGAACCUGAUCAUUACAUUUUGAUUGGGGCGCAGCGUGACUCCUAUGGUCCUGGAGCUGCAGAGUCUGGAGUGGGUACAGCACUGUUGUUGGAGCUGGCACGAGUCUUUUCCAAGAUGGUUCAAGAUGGAUUUAAACCCAGAAGAAGCAUCAUCUUUGCCAGCUGGAGCGGAGGUGCUUUUGGAUCUGUUGGAGCUACCGAGUGGCUGGAGGGUUUUAUGUCUAUGUUGCAUUUGAAGGUUUGUGCCUACUUCAGCCUUGACAAAGCAGUGCUUGGUGGAGAUAUGAUUAAAGCUUUUGGCAGCCCAUUGAUGUUCAGUCUGAUUGAAAAUGCCAUGAUGGGGGUUAAAAGCCCUAUGCAAAGUUCAGAAACCAUCUAUGAAAGAACAACAGCACGUAACCACGAAUGGGAGAAAGCAGUUCUGACCCCAAUCCCCAUGGACACCAGUGUUUACGCAUUUCUUGUAAUUGGUGGGAUCCCAUCUGUUGGUCUCAGAUUUGCUAAAGAGAAUUCCUACCAGUAUAAUGGCACAAUGCUGGAUACAACAGACAAACUCAUAACUUUUGUUGAUCACAGACUAGAGGAAGUAAGCCGUGCCAUGGCUGAAAUGAUUGGACAUAUGGUCAUCAAGCUAACGCAUGACCAUCAUCUCCCACUCGAUUACAGAAGAUAUACUGAUGAGCUUGUCAAUGUUGCUAUGAAGAUAGAUGAGUACAACGAAGAACUGAAUAACUACAAGCUGGACGCAAUGUGGUUCUUCUCGGCUAAAGGGGACUACUACCGAGCAGCCCAGGCACUGGAAGAUGAAACAAAACAAUCUGAUCUGACAAAUGUGUUACUAACAAGGUCCCACAACAACCGGAUUAUGAGGGUGGAGUACAACUUCCUCUCUACUUUUGUCUCUCAAAGUAGUUGCCCGUUCAGGCAUCUGCUAUAUGGCAACGCGAAUCACACCAUCUCUGGUAUUGUUGAACGACUGAAGCUCCUCAGAGAGAACCGUAACCUGACCGACAUCAAUCUGAUCCGAACCGAUUUGGCUUAUGCCACCUGGACCAUCCAGGGAGCAGCCAAUGCACUCAGCGGUGAGAUCUGGACCAUUAAGAACAUCUUCUGAUUUACAUCAGAAGUAUCUGAUGGUGCUUCUUCUCUUCGGAAAUCUCUGUAGAUCCCAUUGUCUUCUCGGAAAUCUCUGUAGAUCCUGUCAUUGCCAGAGUUUUAAAUGGCAUUAAAUAACCAGGGCGUUAAUGUAUCUAGUAUUUUAGGAAUUUGCUGGCCACAUCAUUGCCUGUCGCUUUUAAAUUCCAAAAAAACGGAAAUGCAUUAAUGUUCUGAUUGGAAGAUCGGAUUCUAUGGAGGUGGUGUGAUCAUCAACCACAGAAUUAAUUUGGAAGUUUUAUACGUUGUGUCUUGUUUUCAAAAAGACUUGAGUUGAUUUGUUGUAUCUCUUACGUAAAAAAGAGUGCAAAUGAUUAUCAUACAAAAUCUGAAGUAUGUGCAUUAUAGACACCUUCUUAGAUGUCUUAAGGGAUUUGUUUUAAUUCCAGCAGUAAAACUGAGAGGAUAGUAAAUUGCUCAGCUACUUGUUGGCCCUUGUUAAUCAGUACUCCAUAAGGUUGCCUCUUAAAAAAAAUCCUCCGAGUCUGUAGAACAUCGUCUUGCAGAACAGAGUCCACAGUACACCCUCUCCGAGAUCCCAAAGCACUAUUUAUUACUUUGUGCAAUGUUGAGUAAAGGCAUACUUAACAUGGAAUAUCUUGUACAAGUUCGUAAUUAAUCUGAUGUCGCUCCACCUAAUCCCAAUCCUUGUACAAAGGUAAUGACAAAAUUAAUCACUUGUACUUAUGUAGCCCAUUUCACAUAAAAAGAAAUGUAAAACAUUGAGAUGUCUCAAAGCCCUUCAAAUG